Molecule: messenger RNA, 6663 nt
Organism: Cloeon dipterum
Lineage: Eukaryota; Metazoa; Arthropoda; Insecta; Ephemeroptera; Baetidae
Product: glycogen debranching enzyme
Exons: 23
Coding region: 213-5177 (1654 amino acids)
Biological process (GO): glycogen biosynthetic process; glycogen catabolic process
Molecular function (GO): 4-alpha-glucanotransferase activity; amylo-alpha-1,6-glucosidase activity
Source: RefSeq, a predicted model, not a curated record
CGUGCGCGCGCGAGACACGCGGAUGAAAGCAAGGGAGUUUUAUUAAGAAACCCGAUAGGCCGGGUAAUUGGAGCCUUGGGGCCGUGCAGCAACGGCGAGGGCGGCGGGCCGCGAAAAGCAGAUUUUCCGCGCGAUGCGCCCGUGGAGGAGCAUUGGUCCGACUAGUGUGAUUCUUUUAUUCAAAAGAGUCGGCGCGAGCGGCGAGAGAGGCCAUGCUGGCGCUGGUGCACCUGCUCAGCCAAGUAUUUAAUUUCGCGCUAGGGGGUGGUGGGGGUGCGGAUGGUGGUGGUGCCCAUCACCAUCUUAACGGCGAAUCUAGCCACCAGGAGUGUCACUCGUCUCUCGACUCUGGACCAGAGCGGAGGUCUGAACCGAGCCACCCCCAAGAGCUGAAAGGAAUCUUCGCGAUGACCCUAGGCACUCAGCGAAGCAGUGUUGUCCAACAGUACGGCGGACAGGUCAGGGUGCUGACCCUGAACUACGGCGAGCACCUCGACUCGACGCUCUUCCGUCUCAAGAAAGGAUGGACCCUGCAGUUCCGUUUGGGCCCGUCUCUGUUGGGCAAAGACGUAAAAAUCUUUUGCAACCACCCUGAAACACCUGAGGGUGAGAUCUUUGACCGCCGCCGCUACCGAGGCCUGGCUUGGCGUCGGGACGGAGGCCCGGCCGACGACACAUCAUUCUACACUGAAAUCAAUAUUGUCCGCGCGGGCUCCUUCCAUUUUUACUUCACUUGCGACGAAAACAACUCGUAUGAUUUCGCAAUGAAUGACGGCUACUACACUGAGGGAUAUUAUUCCGAGGGCUACACUGGCAAGAACAAAAGACCUGAUGGGUCUGGCUUUUUCCUCGUCGAACCCGAUCUGUUCUACGGCAGGGGUGACGUGCUACCCUUGGACUGCGUGCAGUGCCAGACCGUCCUCGCCAAGUGCCUUGGCCCUUUCCACACCUGGGAGAAGAAACUGGCAGUCUCAAGGGAGAGUGGCUACAAUAUGAUUCAUUUCACCCCAAUUCAGGCCCUAGGCAUUUCCAACUCGUCGUACAGUCUGAAAGACCAGCUAAGGCUGAACCCAAUCUUCAGCGAACACGGGGAUCACAUCAGCAUCGAACAUAUUGAGAAACUGACCCACAAAAUGGCAACAGAGUGGAAGGUUUUGAGUAUUUGCGACGUUGUGCUGAACCACACGGCCAACGAAAGCGCUUGGAUCAAGGACCAUCCAGAAUGUACAUACAACAUGGACAACUCGCCGCACCUGCGUCCCGCUUUCCUGUUGGACGCCAUUUUGGCCCGCUUUGCGUUUGAGAUCUCGCAAGGAAAGUGGCAGCACUCAGGCGUGCCUAAGCUGAUCUGCAUAGAAGACCACUUGCAGGCGAUGCGCGGCACUCUUCUCGGCCAGCUGCUGCCGCAGGCCAAGCUGUGGGAGAUGUAUACGGUGGACAUCGAGUCCACUCUGUCCCAUUUCGCUCGAAUGGCCAGGGAAAGGGGCCCUCUGAAGCAGGGCCAUGGCGAGUUGACCAUCCAGCAGGACCCUCAGUUCCGCCGCAACCAUUCCAAAGUGGACAUGGAGCAGGCGCUGAGCCUCUUCAACAUUCAGAGGAAGGACUGCUACGACGAAGCACAUCGCGUCCAGCGCUGCACCGACGAUCUGCGCGAAUACCUUGAAACAUUGAACCGUCAAGUGACUGACACUCUGCAGAGUCACCUGGUUGCUGCCGUGGACAACUGCCUGGCAGGAAUUAGAUACUUCCGCGUGCAGACCGACGGGCCAAGGCUUAAGGAAAUCACUCCGAAGGAUCCCCUGAUUCCCAGGUACUUCACCUACACUGGUAAUACCGACACGCUGCUUGAUGACGUGGAGCGCAUCAUGUACGCCAACGGGGGCCGCUACAUCAUGGCUCACAACGGCUGGGUAAUGAACGCUGAUCCGCUCCGCAACUUUGCCGACGCCGACUCCAACGUCUACCUGAGGAGAGAACUGAUCGCCUGGGGAGACAGCGUCAAACUGAGAUACGGCGAAAAGCCGGAGGACUGCCCGUUCCUGUGGCAACACAUGCGAGAGUAUGUCGAGCAGACUGCAAGGACAUUCCACGGAAUCCGCCUCGACAACUGCCAUUCCACGCCAAUACCUGUCGCAGAGUACCUCUUGGAUGCUGCCAGGCGCAUCAGACCUGACCUCUACGUCGUCGCUGAACUGUUUACCAAUUCUGAUGAAAAGGACAACAUUUUCAUCAACCGCCUGGGCAUUACAUCUCUAAUCAGAGAGGCCAUGUCUGCUUGGGACUCGCACGAAGAGGGACGUCUGGUUUACCGCUACGGCGGCGAUCCAGUUGGUGCCUUCAUUCAGCCACCUACUCGUCCUCUUGUGCCUAGCAUCGCCCACGCCCUUUUCCUUGACGUCACGCACGACAAUCCAAGUCCAGUGCAGACCAGAAGCGUGUACGACCUGCUACCCAGCUCAGCCUUGGUCAACAUGGCUUGCUGCGGGAGCGGAAGCAACAGGGGCUACGACGAGCUUGUUCCUCAUGAUAUCCAUGUUGUGGAUGAAAUCCGCCACUACACAGAAUGGGCUGAGAACGUCAAUUCGAACGGAAGCCAGACCGUUGGCUUGCAAAGCGGCAUCAUUGCGGCCAAGCGGGCGCUGAAUAAACUGCACUUUGAGCUGGGAAUAUCCGGUUUCAACCAAGUGUUCGUUGACCAAGUUGACUCUGAUGUGGUGGCCGUGACCAGGCACUGCCCCGCCACCCACCAGUCAGUGGUGCUUGUUGCGUGCACUGCAUUUAAACAGCCAGAGCCUUUCUACAAGAGAACACACACACGGCCAUUGCGGGUCGAAGGCACCGUCGACGAGGUGAUUUUCGAAGCAAGCCUUUGCCACAGAGAUUCAAAAUCUGGUGGCGCGUGGUUUGUGCCUCCUCCUUCCAACUUCCGCAAAGAUGGACGCUUCAUCAACGGCUUGAGCGAUUACAAGCUGAAGCUGAGGGAACACUUCCCUCUGUCUCAGGCUGAGGCUGUCCACAAGGGUGAAAGUGGCGACCCGCAGGUCACGCAGAUCGACUUCACAGAGGACUUCCAGCCUGGCUGUGUGAUAGCAUUUAAGGUUUCUCUGCAUUACAACAUGACGCCAGCUAUCGCUCACCUUGGCCGGCUUGUCGAACGGUUCAACAUGCGUUCUGCCAAUGACAUGUCUACAGUGGAUCACGAUUUUGACAGAAUCGUGUCCAGGCUUAACCUUGCAGAUCUCAAUAGAGCUCUCUUCCACUGCGAAGAGGAGGAAAGAGACGAGGGCCAUGGCUUCGGAGCGUAUAAUAUUCCAGGAUUUGGAUCCACGGUUUACUGCGGCCUACAAGGUUUCAUUUCAUUGCUAAGUGAAGUUAGGCAAAAGAACGAUUUGGGCCAUCCUCUGUGUGGAAACUUGAGGGCUGGUAACUGGAUGAUAGACUACAUCAGUCAGAGGCUGAAGCUCGAUCCAGGCACUGAAGAGCUAGGCAGGUGGUUUGAGGAUAACCUUCGCCACCUGAAGGAAUUGCCGCGCUACCUGGUUCCCAGCUACUUCGAUGCUGUGUUGCAAGGGGUGUAUCAAGCACUCCUUCAGCGCGUAUGGAACUGCAUGUCAACAUUCAUUCAGCUUGGCUCGCAUUUCGUCAAGAGCCUCGGUCUUGGCUCCGUUCAGUGCGGUGGAAUAGUGAAAUCCGCACAGCUGCCGAAGCUGUCGCCAGCUUUGCCACCACCCUUGCCACCAACCAGGCUGGGACUAAACGGACAGUCUGAUCAAGUGUUCCUCACGCUCUCUGCAGGCUUGCCUCACUUCUCCACUGGCUACAUGCGUAACUGGGGACGAGACACUUUCAUUUCCCUUCGAGGUUUGUUCAUUCUCACUGGACGCUACCAAGAGGCUAGGUACCACAUCCUCGCCUACGCCGCUUGCCUCCGCCACGGUUUGAUUCCCAAUCUCUUGGAUGGAGGCAAAAACGCUCGGUUCAAUUGCAGAGACGCAGUUUGGUGGUGGCUCUAUUCGAUCCAGAGCUACGUCCAGGAAGUGCCAGACGGCUGGCGCAUUUUCCAGGACCCAGUGUCCCGUUUGUUCCCGAGGGACGACUCUCCUGCUCUUGAGCCUGGCUCACAUGACCAACCCCUUCAAGACAUCGUGCAGGAAGCACUGCGCGUGCACUUCCAAGGCCUCAAGUUCAGGGAACGCAACGCAGGAGCCAAGAUCGACGCACACAUGAACGACCAAGGAUUCAACAACGAGAUUGGCGUCGAUUGCGAAACAGGCUUCGUUUACGGAGGCAACGGCCAGAAUUGCGGCACUUGGAUGGACAAGAUGGGCUCAAGCGACAAGGCCGGCACCAAGGGCAGACCCGCAACACCUCGCGAUGGCAGCGCCGUCGAGCUCGUCGGUCUGUGCAAGGCUGCUCUCAAAUUCCUCAAUGGCUUGUACACCAUGGGCAGAUAUCCACAUAACUCUGUAGAGCGCAGAAACAAUGACGGAAGCUACACAACAUGGACGUUCCAGGAGUGGGAGGACAAGAUUGUGCACCACUUUGAACGCAAAUUCUGGAUCAACUGGACGCCCAUCCCUGAGAACGAGCCGCGACCCGAACUGAUCAACCGGCGCGGCAUCUACAAGGACUCGCACAAUGCGAGCCAAGCGUGGGCUGACUACCAGCUGCGGCCCAACUUCACGGUGGCCAUGGUGGCCGCACCCGACAUGUUUGACCCUCACCAUGCGUGGUCGGCGCUCGGCGAGGUCGAAAAGAUCCUGCUUGGCCCCCUGGGCAUGAAGACCCUCGACCCCAGCGACUGGGCUUACUGCGGCGACUACAACAACUGCGACGAUGGAAACGACUCAAAGACGGCGCAAGGUUUCAACUACCACCAAGGACCUGAAUGGGUGUGGCCCGUGGGCUUCUUCCUGCGCGCCCGUCUCCACUUCGCCCGCAUCGUGGGCGGCGAGGCUGAGUUGCGUCGCACAAUGUCGGCCACCAAGGCUUACCUUUCCCGCCACUUCACCGAACUCACCACGUCGCCCUGGCGAGGAUUACCUGAGUUGACCAACAAGGACGGCAGAUACUGCUCGGACAGUUGUCGUAUCCAGGCUUGGAGCAUGGCAACUAUCCUCGAGACGCUGCACCAGAUGUCUCAACUGGAGGAAGAGCUCGGAUACAACCACAACUGACUUGCGCCUCACCCCUCUCUCGACCCUCGUCACGUAGUGUUUAGCGACCUGUAUCUCUCUUGGAACCGUCCCCUGCCAACAAUGAACCCGCUGAUCCUCAACCCUGUCGCCCUGACGCCUCAGAUGUCGCCGUGCCUCCGCCGCACGGGCUCCAUCCGAGGCUACAAGAGGAGCAGCCCACCCACCCCCAGAGAGAGGGGUGACCACCGUAGGGCCCCUCAUUACGAAGACGUAGAGGCCGCCGAGGUCCCCCUGGUGCGCGGCAGGCCCACCGCCAACAGGAGGAAGAUCAAGAAGAACCCCGAGUACAACAGGCUCGAGCAGAAGCAGAUCGCGCGCAUUAUGGUCUCCUACACCCUCGGCUUUUUUAUCCUCGCCAUCUUCGCCUUCUACGUCUUUUACUUUAUCUAUUAAAAGCAAACUUUUGACUCCAGGGGGUUUGAAUACAGUUGCCAAAAUUCAUUUUUAGCCCUGAAACAUUUACAAACUUUUUUAUUUUGAAAUUCCAAAAUUUUUGUUUCGACACUGUAGUCGUCUCGUCGCGCGGCAGUUGGAAAAUGAAACGCCGCGCUGCUAAGAGACUAGUCACACGGGGAAAACAUGUAACUGAAAAUGUGUUAAAAAAAAUAUUUGUAGGUUAUUUUCAUAUUAGAAGUUAAACCGUUCGGAAUUGUCUUAAAAAAUUAUUUUAGCUAUAUGUAUUAUUUAGCACACCCCCACCCACCUGUCAUCUAAUGAGACUCUAAAUAGUUUCACAUUAGCAUAGACUCUCUUGCUCUUCUCCCGAGUCUUUCUUAACUCUCUGUAUCUGUCCUGAAGACACUGGCAUUUUUGCGCCUCGCUUGACGCACUGGGGUAGGUGGGAGCGCGAGCGUGCCCUCCCUCCUGCCGUCUUGUUAGGAAUCUGUUCGAUUGUGCCAUGGUUUUUGUUGUGUAACCAAAGCAAUAUGUGCCGUUCUCAGCUGAGAUCAACUGUUGUCAAAAGGAGCUCAGUUUGUUAGAAAAAUAAAAAGAAAACUCACUCGUAAGAGGUUGUUGCUGAAUCAAAAGUCUAUGAUUUUGUUAAGAGCCAAAGGUUUCUCACGGAAUGUUUGGCACUACCAUCAAAAUUCUAUCCCGAUUUAUGUGUUUCUCUGGUUUGUCGCGCAACUUGCAAUGAUGCUGGACAAAAUUUGCAUCAUUUUUAUUACUGUUUGAAAGAGCUUGGCUUGUUGUUUUUAUUUGGCCAAUAUAUUAUGGAUAAUAUACUAUCUCACGAUUAAACUUGUUAGAAAAAGCCCUCGGCGCUCAGGCUGUAGCUGUGGUUUGUUAAUUAGUUGUCUGUUAAUUUGUUGAUUAAUUGGUUGUUAAUAAUGGAAGGAACAAAUAUAAUUUACAAACAUAAUUCUCUUGCUAAUAUUUGAAAAGAAAACUUUCCCGAGAAGGCAAUGGAAGUGUAUAUGGUUUUGUGAUGUAUGAACGUACAAAUAAAAAUUCGAAAAAAUAA